Colletotrichum paranaense is the source of this 363-nucleotide messenger RNA. RefSeq lists its product as uncharacterized. The record is from RefSeq and is a predicted model, not a curated record. Lineage: Eukaryota; Fungi; Ascomycota; Sordariomycetes; Glomerellales; Glomerellaceae. The coding region runs from base 1 to 363 and encodes 120 amino acids. The transcript is spliced from 2 exons.
AUGCCCGGAGGAUGCAUAACAUAUGCUGCCGCCCUUGCCUCUUGGCCUCUGCCUGUCUCACCUGCCAAGCCCCUGUCCUCUCCAGCUUUUGGUCAAGGUUCCGUACUUACGCAUACCAACACCUACUGCUUGUGUAAUGACACCACCUUAGCUCGGAAGAGAAUAUCGCAGACAUCAAUUACGAUUUUCUUCUGUCCUGUAGUAGGGAGUUCUCUCGAGCCUUGGUCGUCAGAUCACCCAGCCAGCUCAGCGCAUUUGUUCUGCCAGACUAUUCACAAACGAAUGGGCAAGUUCCCUUCUUCUCCCCCGCCUACAUCCUCUAUUCUCAUAGUCCCUUCCACGCCCACUGACAACGGGAUCUAG